Molecule: messenger RNA, 5099 nt
Organism: Centropristis striata (black sea bass)
Lineage: Eukaryota; Metazoa; Chordata; Actinopteri; Perciformes; Serranidae
Gene: tcf3a
Product: transcription factor 3a
Exons: 20
Coding region: 508-2394 (628 amino acids)
Biological process (GO): regulation of transcription by RNA polymerase II
Cellular component (GO): transcription regulator complex
Molecular function (GO): DNA-binding transcription factor activity, RNA polymerase II-specific; protein dimerization activity; RNA polymerase II cis-regulatory region sequence-specific DNA binding
Source: RefSeq, a predicted model, not a curated record
UUUCGGUAUAUAGGGUAAUCGCCGCGUCAAUGCAUAUAUUCUUUAAACCGGCUUCGCUUUAUCACUUCGAUUAAGCCGAGAUUGGACAUCGCUGGUGUUUCAGCGUCCAUGUCCCCCGGCCGUAGGCUGUGCUGCGGAGUGAUACUUAACUUCAUUGGAACCGACAAUGUGGAAGCUGUUAAAAUGUCUACUUGGAAAAUGAAAUGGUUACAUUUUCUAUAACAGCGAGGAAACGGAGCAGUGUAAGAGUUAUGCUUCGCGUUAGAAACGUGUUUUCAGUUUCGUGACGAAGAAAACAACCAGACGAGGAGGCGACGGAGGGGUGGUUCAUAUUGUCUUUCCUCAUUUUCAUCAAGCCUCCAGUAGUCCGGACCACGGGGGGAAGGAUCCUAUCCCUAACUUUGUUUUUCUCUCUGCUGCGGUCGGUGAUUUCUCCCUGUUGGAUGCCAUAUAACUGAAUCCAGUCGCGAGCUGAGACUGAAAGGCCCACGUGAACAGCAGCAGAGAAUGGCUGCAGUGGAAACAGACAAGGAGCUCAACGACUUGCUGGAUUUUAGCGCGAUGUUUGAGCCUCCAGUUUCAAACGGCAAGAACCGGCCCACUACUCUCGCCAGCAGUCAGUUCGGAGGUUCAGGUAUAGAUGAUAGGAGUGGGUCCAGUCCCUGGGGACCAGGAGAACAGAACAGUCCAUCUUUCAACCAGGGAAGGGGUGGUUAUGGAGAACAAGGCCUUUACAGUGAGCAAGAGGGCAUUGCCUCUGCCCCCAUAUAUGGAUCAGGGAUUGUUGGGAAGGCUGAGCGAGGACAAUACUCCUCAUUUGCACCACAGCCGGGCUUUAUGCCCAGUGAGAUGCCCAUGCCCAGCCCCGACGCCCUGUCCCCAUCUGGCCUCAAGCCCAACUCCCAGUUUUAUUCCUCCUAUGAGGGAAGCAACUCUCGCAGGAGACCCUCACAGGAGCCUAUUGGAGCACAGCCAAAAAAGAUCAGGAAGGUGCCCCCUGGCCUGCCCUCCUCGGUUUAUGCAUCAGCCUCAGGAGAGGAUUUUAACAGGGACAAUGCUGGCUACCCGGCCUCCAAGGCAGGAAACGUCUACCCACCACCAUUCUACAUGCAAGAAGGCCUCCACCCGCCCUCUGAUCCAUGGGGCUCUGGCCGGCCGAUGGUUCAGCCUGGUUAUUCUGCCAUGCUGGGAAACUCCCCCCAUCUGAGCCAGCAUGCUCCCUUCACUGCCAUCAACCCCCAAGACAGACUGAAACGGCAGCCACUGCCCCUCUCUCCCCAAAACUACCCCAUGCAUGGCAGCGAGGUCAACGGGGCUCAUUCUGCGGGCUUCCACUCUGGCCCAGGCAGCUUUGGAGUCCCCAGCCACACACCCCCUAUGGCUGAAACCAUUAUGGCCAAUCGAGGAGCAGUACCUGGAAGUUCAGGUGAUGAGAUUGGAAAAGCCCUGGCAUCUAUCUAUCCUUCAGACCCGCACAGUAACACCUUCCCUCCGUCUCCGUCUACUCCCUCUGGCUCUCCACAGGCUGUUUCAGGCUCUGCAUCCCAGUGGACUCGGUCCUCUGGCCAGGCCACACCUUCACCCAACUUUGAGGGUGAAAUUCAGCCCAUGCCAAAUAAAAUGGAGGACCGUCUGGACGAGGCCAUCAAUGUUCUUCAGCGUCACGCCAGCGGACAAGGAGGGCCAGGCCUGGCUGAGAUGCACAGUCUGCUCUCGGCGGGUUUAGGGUUACCUCCAGCCUUCACCAGUGCAGCACUUGGAUUGGCCGGCCGUCUGCCUGGACUGAUGUCCAGUCACCAUGAGGACUCCGCUGGUCUGCCCUCUAGUGGAGGACUCAUGCAUGGUCACCACGGGCCCUCAUCUGUCCAGCCAGGCUCUCAGCCUGAAGGUUUUACCGGCCUGUCUGGUAGCCUGAGUCGCUCUAGUGGUGCUGACAUCAAACGAGAGGACAAGGAGGACGACGAAAAUUGCUCCAUCACUGACAGGUCAGAGGACGAGAAAAAAGACAAGACGGCCCGCCAUGGAGCAAGCAGCGUUGUCUCGGUGACCGAUGAGAACAUGACUGCCGAGGAGAAGGAGCAGAGGGAGCGUGAUCGCCGCAUGGCUAACAACACUAGGGAGAGGGUGCGCGUUCGCGACAUUAACGAAGCCUUCAGAGAGCUGGGCAGGAUGUGUCAGGUCCACCUGCAGAGCGACAAGGCCCAGACCAAGCUUAUCAUCCUGCAGCAGGCUGUCCAGGUCAUAAUGGGCCUGGAGAAGCAGGUGCGAGAGCGUAAUUUGAACCCAAAGGCUGCCUGCCUCAAGAGAAGAGAGGAGGAAAAAGUUUCAGGCGUGGACCCCCAGAUGCAGCUUGGAGGAGGUCACCCUGGUAUGGGAGGAGAUGGACACAUGUAAUUCUCAGUUCCUGUUGAUUGUACAGCCCUUAGAACACGUGGCCUUAAUCUAUCAUUGUCAUGCAUCUCAGUGUGUGUUAAUCAACUUUUGGAAAGCACACGCACACACACACACACACACACACACACACACACACACACACACACACACACAAACAGACACACACGUGCCCACACACACGUGCCCACACACACACACACACACACACCUCAUUACUGACAGAGCAGGUGGCCACAUUCCUGACUAUGAAUACAGAAGUAACAAGCACACUCUCACAGAAAGAGGGAAAAUGUAUUAAUCUCAACAUGACAACACUUUGAACCGAGGACACCGGUUUGGAGACAGUGGAAAUUGGACAUAAGGACAUUCUUAUGAUCAUGUUUUUGUAAGACAUUUUGAAGAAAAAAAAUUGCUUUACAUGUUGGGAGCAAAACUUGUUUGGAUCAAAUGAAACUUUUUUUGGAUCAACGGCUUGUGUGAGCAGAGUUAGGAUUUGUAUUGUUGGAUGAUUAUUGGCAUUCCCAUCUGAAAAGCAGGUCUUACAUUCUUCACGGGCAAAGAGGGACACUCUGGUUUAUAUCUUAUAUGAUUGAACAAAACCUGUUUAAACGUGCCCGAAAAAGGCCUGAUGCAUAGUGUUUAAGAUGAAAUAGCCAUCAUUACAGACAUCCAACAAUUAACUGGCCAAUCAGAGAGCUGACUCCUUUUUUUGUAUGCUGGUAUUUCUGGAUGUUUAUAUAUAUAUAUAUAUAUAUAUAUAUAUAUAUAUAUAUAUAUAUAUAUAUAUAUAAUUUCUUGCUUUGGCUGAAAAGGUGCCACAGUCACUGACUCACACAUGUGGUGGGUUAUUUUUAGUUUAUUUCUUACUGUGGAUCCCUGAGUCUUAUCUUAAAAAGUCCUGUACAUCUGUUAUGGCCGCUGCCGUGCAAGUGGAACGGAAAGACUGCCGGAGAGAGACCUUCCACCGACACAAACACAAGCAAGGACUCAAUACAAAUCCUGGAACCACAGUGAACCAGAUGUGCACGUGAGCAUUUCAGCUGGUUGGACUCGAGCACACAGAUGUCAUCGUCACCGCUCAGCUCCGUCACCAUCAUGAAGCCGGCCGCUCUGGUCGGCCAGUGUCACAUCUGCCUGCCCCUGUCAAAUCACACCUGAAGACUCUGUUACAGCAUGGUGAACUUACUAAAGUCUCAGAGCAAUUUGUUUUGUGGUCACAUUUUGCUAGAAGACAGAAAUAAUUGAGUAUUGAAAGGGAUCAUGAGUGUUCCUGCAGCCCUGUAGAGAAUUUUCUCGCCAUUGUUGGACUUGUUUUGGUUGUUGCUGUGCGUUGAGCAUUUGGUGUUUUUGUUUUUUUCCCCUUUUGAACAAUUGCAAAGCCUGUUGUAAGGAUCUUCCUUUUGUAGAAUUGAUUUAUCAUUGUUUUUUUAUUUUAUUUUUUACUUUGUAAGAUAGUUGUAUGAGUUUUAUCAUUUGGAAUGCUCUUUCUUUUUUUAUUUACAUUGUUUAAAUGUAAGACGACUCUCGAUUUAGAUUCCAGGAACAAAGUGUUUUCUUUUGUGCCAGGUGCUUAGAAAUGUUUGAAAUGACAAACGUAUCUGGCUGUAACAUCACAUGUUGUGAUAUUGCUCUCUUUUAAAAAAAAUGCAUGUUUCAACACAGACCUGUCAGGCCAGUUGUAAUUGGAUUGUUCUGGUGUUUGCGACAGUUUUUCUUAAAUGAAACACAAUAUUUUUCUUCAGCACACCACCCUCUCCUCUCCCUGAUGUCCAGCUCUCUGAUGAGCUCGUUGAUUAGUUUGAAGUAGAGGCAGUAAGGGCGGUCUGCACAAUCUGCAACAUAAUUCACUGUUUCGUUACGAUAUGAAGCAUAAAAUGAAUCAAAAAGGGUGGCCUUAGUCAUUUUCCUGACUUUGGGAGUUUUGAUAAUGGUUACUCACCAGUGCCUGAAUACUUCUCUGCUACAUGAUGGAUGAUGUUGCAUUUGAGGAUUUAUAGGUUGUACCUUUUUAUAAUACAGAUGUAUAAAAACAUAUAUACUUCAGUAACAUCUGGCAGUGUCUCAGAACAUCCGAAUGAAGAAUUACAUUGACGCUGACUGCGUCCGUGUCAUUAAAUGUAAGACGACUAAUAACCUUGUCUUCAACUUUGACACUGAAAACUACUUAAAAAAUGUUUCAUCUUUUAUGUACGGAGUUUGUUAAGUAUAAUUUUGUCCUUGACUGGCAUGUGCAUUGAUAUGUAUGUACAGCUGUAUGAUAUGUCAGCUUUAUCAUUGUGAGCUGAUACUGAUAUGUAACAGUAUUUGGUUUUCUACCUGUCAUUUUAUCACAGAUCUUGCCCCACGGACUAGCCCUGAACAUUAUUUUCUUUGUCAGUUACUCUAACCUUUCUGCAGAGAAAUGUGGUGUUGUGAUAUGAAAAAUCUCUACUGAAGACUUUUAUUUCUUUACAUGAAAGAUAUGUCUGCAGUAUCCAAGGAUCAAAACAUGCACCGGAUAUUCUGUUAACAGACCCUUUCUGUCCUCCACAAAAGAUAACCUGCUACAGAUCUCUCUGUCUUCACUCAUAUUUGGGGACAACAUCUAUGUAGGCUAUGUCCUCAAAGUGCCUCCAGUUUCCUAUUUUUUAUAUAUAAAGUAGAUAUAGAGAACUGUUGUGUAUAUAACAGUAAUGUAGCAAUAAAUGUGCCAUUUUUAAUAACAA